Messenger RNA from Effrenium voratum, 3030 nucleotides. Lineage: Eukaryota; Dinophyceae; Suessiales; Symbiodiniaceae. The record is from the annotation of a GenBank genome assembly.
AUGGCGGAAUUCGAUGGCGUAGAACUGGACUUCGACCCAGACAUGCCUGUCAAGAUCUGCCACCUGGGGCAAGCUGCUGUGGCCGCAUUGCUGGCGCUCGUCACAGGUGGCUUGGUCGUUCUUGCCGACGGGCGUGGGGCUGGCAGCGCUGGCGCCGCUGCCAGCGCGGUGGUGUGCGCCGGGCAGCAAACUGUGGCACAGCUGGUGUGUCAGGCCACAGCGGCCGCCUGUGGCGCCUCCGCCUCGGCCAGCGCCGAGCCCACGAACAUGGCCUCAGCAGCAGGACUGGAACAUCCUGGGCAGCCGUCCAACGCAUCGGGGAUGUUCAAUCCAUCUUGCAGGACUUUUAGGCUGCACUUGACCGGUGCGAUGAUUGCAGCCUUGAUGUCUUGGCUUGUGCUGGCGCCAGGUUUGGAGUUCAGCCUCGCGGCGACGGCCAUCCUCAUGGCCACCGGAUCUGUGGGCACGGCUUUGGCCUUUGAGGCCUUGGCCACCCGUCCCGUCCGCGAACGGGAGGAACGGGAGCGACCUGAGCGCACUGAGCGAGUGGAGCGGGUGGAGCGAGCAGAGAAAGCUGUGGACCGCUCGGUGAAGAAGUCGAUUCGAGUUUGCAACGUGCCCAAGAAUCUGGAUGACAGGGACAUUCAGGAGGCGUUCGAGGACAUCGGCCGUGUGGUCAAGUGCGAGGUGGAGCGCGGAGUGGCCACCAUCAGCUUUGCCAACUCCUCCCAUGCGAAGAAGGCCGUGCAGACCUUCGAUCGAGGAGAGCUGAACGGGCAGACGAUUUAUGUCUCGCUGGAAAGACAGCAAUCAGGCACAGGGGAGAAGGCAGCUUUGUGCUUGAAGCUGGAGCAGCAGAGCUGUGGCCGGGUCGUGAGCAACUGCGGAGGAUGGCAGAGCCGUGAUCUCACAGGAGCCCAAGAGGAAGGGCUCUUGGAGCUCAUGGGGCAGAUGCACCAGCAUCUCGCUGCCUUCCUGGAGCCAGGAUGCUCAGUGCACGCGGUGCCGGAUCAGCUUUGGGCAAACAUCAACCGGCCCGGCAAUUUCAACAAGCGGCAUGACCACGGCAGUGCCACAGCGUCGCUGGUCGCAUCAGGCGUUUUCUAUUGCGCAUGCUCUGCAAGAGCACCUUUGCGGCUUUUUUCACAGGAGGUGACGGAGGUAGAGCCCGAGCCCGGCAUGCUGGUGCUGUUCCCACCUUACGUGGAGCAUGAAGUCGAUGCUCUACCUGACGGAGCUGGAGAGCGCAUCUCGAUCGCCUUCAACUUGCGUGCGCGCUGGCUUCGGGACAAAUGGCAUCGAGCUGCAGUGGAAGGAGAUUUGCAGGCGGAGUCGGCGGACAUCAACGCUGUGGAUUGCCUAGGACUGAGUGCGCUGCAUCUCGCUGCGGAAGCAGGGCAUCGAGGUUUGGUCCAGGACCUCUUGGCGCGCAGGGCCCAGGCUGAGGUGUCCUAUGAGGGCUGGUCGCCCCUCGGCCUGGCUGCUGACAGAGGCCACAUCAAAGUGAUGGAGCUCUUGCUAGCUCACAAAGAAUCUGAAACGCCCAAGGACGAGAAGGGAAUGCUGCAGACAGGAGUGGGCGCCAAGGGUGCUGCAGCGGCCGCGGCCCGCCGGGGCCACCUCCCGGGGUUGCGACUGCUGCCGGCCACGGCUGCAGCCCUGGGAGCCGCAGCGGCGGCUGGGGAGGUGGACUGCGUAGAGCACCUCCUGGCCAGACGGGUGGAUCCGAAUGCGAAGGUGGACUGCCGGAGUCCCUUGCACCAAGCUGCGGGCGCAGGCCACGCGGAGGUUCUGCGACGCCUCCUACAUGCCGGGGCCUCGCUGAACCUUCGGGACGAGCAUGAGGCAUGUGCCUUGCACGAGGCGGCAGCCAAGGGCCACCUCCAGGCAGCCAAGGAGCUUCUGACCCGGGCAGAUCCUGACCUGCGAGACGAGGAGGGAGCAAGCGCGCUGCACUGGGCAGCCAGCAAGAAUCAGACAGACAUUGUGCAGCUGCUGCUGGCGUCCGACGCCGCGAUGUUGGCAGACGCCAAAGGUGCGAGCCCUUUGCAUUGGGCGGCCAAAAGCGGGCAUGGGGCAGUGGUGGAGCUGCUCUGCACGGGAUGGACCUCGGAAAGACCCGACGUGCUCAACAUCUCAAAGCCUGUGAUGCGCAGCGGUUCCUUUUGGUCGCGUCAGCGGUUUGCGGAGUUCCUGUCACGAGCAGCGGCGGUGGAUGCAAUGCCUGCGGCGGACAGGGCUGGGAGUCCUCAUCACGCGGCAGCAGCUGCUGGGCAUGUGGAAGUUGUGCGACUUCUGAGAGGUCAUCAGGACGUAGAAGCUGUGGAUUCUGAAGGUGCGUUGCCACUUCACUGGGCAGCUGCCAAUGGACAUGAGCGUCUGGUGCUUGCGCUGCUGCAAGAGACGGGCAGGAGCAUCCACACCCGCGAUGGGGCAGGCAGCACUGCACUGCAUGAUGCAGCUUGGGGUGGACACUUGCAGGUUGCCGAGGUGCUCCUUCAAGCUGGAGCAGCCGUGAACGCCCGAGACUCCAAGUUGCACACGCCGCUGCAUGCAGCCGCAGCGCUGCUGAUGGGCGACGGCCAGCUGACCUGGCCGCUGCACAGGGAGAUGCAGACGUUGCAAUCGCUUGCGGAUCAAAUGUCCGCUGUGACCGAGGAGCAAAAGCUUGCGGCUCGCGCCAAGCGGUGGGGUUUGACCUCAACCGCUGUCGACGAGCCGACAGAGCCGAAUGAAGAGAAGUUAGCUGCACGAGCCAAGAGGUGGGGCCUCCCGGCGCGGCCGAAAGAGCCUUCGCCAGAAAAAGCGGCAGCGAAGGAGCGGCCAGUGGAACUGGAGGCGAAGAAGGAUUUGGAGGCAUUCCUGGCACGGAAGGCCGCCAAGAAUGGCCGUAGCGCUCCGCCAGACUCGGGCCGCAGGCCACGGGCCGCCCAGCCGCCCACUCGCAAGCGCGAGAAUCGGGAGGAGCCCCCAGAUCCUGAGGAAGACGAACGCCGGAAGCGUCGAGCACAGCGCUUCGCCAUGAAAUGA